AUGGCAACCCGACCAGAGCUUCCGAGCAGGGGCCCCGCGUCCUGGCGGGGCUGCGCCCUGUGUGUCGGGCUACUGCUCUCUGUCUCUGGUGCCUCAGAGGUCUCCCAGCCCUCUCUGUUCCAGCCUCAGUCUUCUGUGCUGAGUGGACAAGGCAAUCCACAGAUCUGGUGUGUGGUGCUGGGCAGCCCUGCCAGCGCUCAUGUUGUAUCUUGGUACCAGCAGCUGGUGGGGAGUGGCCCCACCUUCCUGUUAAGUCAGCAAGAAGGGAUGCCCCCAACCUAUGGUUUGGGUGUGAAUCCUCGCUUCCUGGCGGAGAUGGACCCAGCCAAGAAUGCCGCACUCCUUAUCGUGGGCAAUGCCAGUCCUGCUGACGAGGGCACCUACUACUGUGCCCUGUGGUUUUCAGGCCAGUAUGUCUUUGGAGAAGGUACCCGUCUGCUCUAUCAGGGACACAACCCUGACCCUCUCAGGGUCUCCUGGGUCCUGAAAGGCCGAUACCAGGAGGAUGAGGACACCACUGGAGGAGCUGGGGAGCCCGUGGUCAGCUGGCUGCAGCUGCCUCAGGAGAUGGCAGGAAUUUCUGUGACUUGCCGAGGCUUGCACCAGACUGGAGUCUCAGAAGUUGUGCUGCCCCUGCCCUGUGGCCAGGGUUGCAGAAGGCUGGAACUGAAGAAUGGGAAUGAGACUCACGAGAAGAGUGGACACACUUGUCUAGAGCUGGAACAGACCCUCACUGCUGCGGCCAACUGCUACCUGGGACUGCUGGGUGCAGCUCUGAUCUAUGGCCUGAUCUUGGCUGCCCUCUGGAGGAAUCGCUGCCGUUGGGCCCACCCUACGAAGCCACUCACCCGACAGGGUCAAGGAGCAGCCCUCGGUUCCAGGGCGCAGGUGGGCAGAAGGUGCCCUCCUGCCAGGGCUGCGGAGCACAAGAGGCCAAGUCCCAGUGGGUCCCACGUCCUCCGAGGGGCUGCCUGUGUACCAGACCCUCCCUCCUUACUCCAGCCAGCUUCCUUCUAGUCUGCUGUCUUUUGUUACCCUAUAGGUGCCCCUUUUUCUUCCAGACUGCCCACAUUUCUCCAAAAAUACAGGAAAUUUGAGAAGAUACUGCUGUGCUGUU
This is a messenger RNA of Lontra canadensis (Northern American river otter), 1117 nucleotides long. RefSeq names its product immunoglobulin alpha-2 heavy chain-like. The record is from RefSeq and is a predicted model, not a curated record. Lineage: Eukaryota; Metazoa; Chordata; Mammalia; Carnivora; Mustelidae. The transcript has 5 exons. Bases 1 to 1017 code for a protein of 338 amino acids.